GGAUAAAAGGUAAAAUACAGUUAAGAAGACAGACAUUGAAAUGUUGGUUUUUAACAGUUGUCAAACUUGCAUGUUGUGACGCAGGCACGAAUUGUAUGAUAUGACGUCUGUUACGAGAUACAUCGUUGUAAAAUAUAAUUUAAUCGCAUCGUGCAAAUUGUUGUGAUCAAUUUCAUAGAUAAAUCGCAAAAAUGUGUUGGUAUGUUGGUGAUAUCAGUUGAAUAUGUAAAAAUUGUAUUAUAAAUUAAAAUCUGCUUAAGGUUAUAUCACGAUACAGAGGGGUUAAAAUAUUUUUAUAAAAACGAAUUCGUGUCAAUGUAAAUAAAAAUUAGCAUUGGUACAAAUUUUUUGAGUCAUGAUCGAUGACGAAGUUAUUCCAAAUAUGUCGACGUACGAUUAUUUUAUGGUGAACGCCGAAAAUGCUCAGAAUACCUCUAGAGAGAGACAAAUAAAAGGAAUAAUGUUUUCGGAUAUGAGAAUGAUUAGUAGACGCGACUGGCUAACAGUUGGAGUAUUGUGUUUUGUUAAUCUAAUUAACUAUAUGGAUCGUUUUACAGUCGCCGGGGUAUUGACAGAAAUAAAAAAUGAUUUUAAUAUGGAUAAUAGCCAAUCUGGAUUACUUCAAACAGCAUUUGUUUUAAGUUACAUGGUGUUUGCACCAUUGUUUGGAUACUUAGGAGAUCGUUACAAUAGGAAAGUAAUAAUGAGUAGUGGAGUAUUUUUAUGGUGUUUGACAACAUUUGUUGGUUCUUAUAUGAAGUCAUACACUUGGUUUCUCUUAUUCAGAGCUCUUGUUGGAAUAGGAGAAGCCAGUUAUUCCACAAUUGCUCCGACAAUAAUUAGUGACUUAUUUGUAAAAGAUGUGCGUUCUGUAAUGCUUGCAUUAUUUUAUUUUGCGAUACCUGUUGGAAGCGGUUUAGGAUAUAUAAUAGGUGGUGAAACAUUCAGAGCUACUGGCUCAUGGCAAUGGGGUUUACGCAUUACUCCAUUAUUAGGUGCAGUUGCAAUUAUUUUAUUACUUGCAGUAGUAAGAGACCCUAUUAGGGGAGAGAUAGAGGGUGGAGUUCAUUUACCACGUACUUCUUGGUCAAAUGAUGUCAAGACAUUAUUACAAAAUCGAAGUUUUAUGCUUUCUACUGCUGGGUUCACAUGUGUGGCAUUUGUUACUGGUGCAUUAGCAUGGUGGGCUCCAACAUUUUUACAGUUGGGAUUUGCAUUACAUUCUAAUGGUCAUAAUGUUGAUCCAGAUGAUGUAGCGUAUAAAUUUGGAUUAACAGGAAUGGCAGCAGGUUUAAUAGGAGUGCCAUUGGGUUCAUUUUUAGCUCAGAAAUUAAGAGUACAUUGGCAUCAAGCUGAUCCUCUAAUAUGUGCUUUAGGACUUCUACUUAGUGUACCCUUAUUGUUCUUUGCAACUAUAACUGUCAAUACGAAUUCUGUCUUAUGUUACACAUUGAUAUUUUUUGGACAGUUAUCAUUAAAUUUAAAUUGGUCUAUUGUAGCAGAUAUAUUGUUGUAUGUAGUGAUACCAACAAGAAGAUCUACAGCAGAAGCCUUCCAAAUACUCAUUGCACAUACCUUUGGAGAUGCAGGAAGUCCAUAUCUUAUUGGUUUGUUAUCGGAAGGACUGAAAACAGUUCUUCUUUCAGAUUUGAGUGUGGAUGAUCGAAUAAAACAUGUAACGGAUCACGCCGACAAUGCAUUUAUCGAGUUUCGUAGUUUGCAAUAUGCAUUGUUUCUUACGAUGUUCGUGGAAAUUAUUGGCAGUUUAUUUUUCUUCCUCACAGCGUUAUAUAUACAAAAGGACAAAAUAUUAGUCGAACUUAUAAUUGCAGAUGUAGGUACUUCAGAUUCAAUAUACAUAUGUAACGAUGAAGUCGAAAAUGAGACAAGAUGAUGUGCACAAACUAUGUUGGUUGAUACCUUAGAUAUUUUCUUAUGUUAAUGAUGAAUAAAUUAUGUAAUGUAGCAUUGGAAUGCAGCUAUCAUAGCAACGAAUAUUUAUUGAGUAGAAAGAAGUGUUCAUUUGAUUUAGAACGUGGAAUGAUUGUGUUAUAACCCGAUUGACACAAUGAUAAAAUGUUCCAAAUGCAGAACAUAUACUGUAAAGGAAAGUUUUAUGGAUUUCGUUAUUUUAUA
Eufriesea mexicana is the source of this 2136-nucleotide messenger RNA. It is a transcript of the gene spin, whose product is annotated as lysolipid transporter protein spinster. NCBI's taxonomy places the organism in Eukaryota, Metazoa, Arthropoda, Insecta, Hymenoptera, Apidae. The transcript is spliced from 9 exons. The record is from RefSeq and is a predicted model, not a curated record. Gene Ontology annotation, biological process: transmembrane transport. Gene Ontology annotation, cellular component: membrane. Gene Ontology annotation, molecular function: transmembrane transporter activity. Bases 356 to 1894 code for a protein of 512 amino acids.